AUGACAGUUCAUCUUCCACCGUUUGUUUCUUUCAAGCCUUCUUCUGGAGGCAGCGACUCUCUUCCCGUCGUAAUUGUCAUCCAAGAGUGGUGGGGCGUCAAUGACCAGUGCAAGGCUCAUGCUCAAAAGAUUGCGGAUCUUGUCGGUGCGGAAGCCAUCAUCCCAGAUUUGUACAAGGGAAAGCUCGGUCUGGAAGCAGAAGAGGCAAGUCAUUUGAUGGAUAACCUUGACUUUAAGAAUGCUGUCGAUGAAAUUGAAGUUCUUUGUGCCGAGCUCCAAAAGGACAACGCUGAUCGAAAGAUUGGUGUUGUUGGAUUCUGCAUGGGAGGAUCCCUAGCACUGGCUACUGCGGCUCUUUUCAAGAAGCCACUAGCCGCUGUUGCUCCAUUUUAUGGCAUUCCACCUGAAGCCCUCUGUAAUGUUGCUGAUAUCGUGGCCAAGACUCCCAUUCAAGGGCACUUUGGUGAUUUGGAUCACUUUGCGGGUUUCAGUGACAAACCUUCGGUGGAUGCUCUAGAAGCGAAGCUCAAGGCUGCUCCAGGGGAUAAGCCAUUUGAGAUUCACCGGUACGAAAAGGAAGGACAUGCCUUCAUGAACCAUGAUGAAUUCUCAAUGGCCCAAGUGAAGAAAUUGGGGUUCCCUGGUGCCUUUGCACAAGAAGACCGUGAUCUUGCAUGGUCUCGACUCUCCGAAUUCUUGAAGAAGAAUCUCCUCUAA
This is a messenger RNA of Cylindrotheca closterium, 717 nucleotides long. Lineage: Eukaryota; Bacillariophyta; Bacillariophyceae; Bacillariales; Bacillariaceae. The record is from the annotation of a GenBank genome assembly.